Messenger RNA from Auanema sp. JU1783, 1542 nucleotides. The record is from the annotation of a GenBank genome assembly. Lineage: Eukaryota; Metazoa; Nematoda; Chromadorea; Rhabditida; Rhabditidae.
AUGAGAGUUGCUCUCCUAAUAACCACUUUUAUGAUGGUGGAAGCUGUUAGGAGAAAGGCUCCUACAUUUGAAGAGCCUGUUAUAAUUGUCGGGGGAGGACUUGCAGGUCUUACUGCUGCCUCUGAAGCCGUGAAAUUGGGAGCUAAAGUAAUUCUAGUCGAUUCUGAAAAAAAUCUGGGAGGAAAUUCUGCUAAGGCCAGCAGCGGGAUCAGUGCAACAGGAACUAGAACCCAAGAAAAAUUGGGAAUUCAAGAUUCCAGGGAUAGAUUCUUCUCGGACGUUUUGUCUGGUGGCGAUAGGGAAAACGAUGAAGGCCUUGUCGAUAUUUUGGUUGACGAUUCGGCUGAUGCUAUCGAUUUCUUGGAGGAAGCAGGAGUUGAUCUAGGUGAUGUAAAUUUGUGUGGAGGGCACUCUGUUCCAAGAGUUCAUUGGAUUCCGUCUCCAAAAGAAGGAAAGCCUACGCCUGUUGGUUUCGGAAUAAUAAAAGCUUUGAAAACCAAACUAGAAGAGUUCCAAAAGGAGAAUCCAGAGAAACUACAAAUACUCACGGACACAUCGUGCUUGGGUUUGACGUCUUGGAAUGAAUACAUUACUGGAAUUAAUGUUGUUGGAGGAGGAAAGAAAUGGGAAAUCACUGGUAAAGCUGUAAUCCUUGCUACCGGAGGAUUCAGUUCAGACAAGGAAACAGAUAGCAGUUUGUUAUUAGAAUUUGCCCCAGAGAAAAGCAACUUCCCAACCACAAAUGGACAUUUUGCCAGAGGAGACGGAAUUAAGAUGGCAAGAGCUAUGGGCGCACAAGUUAUUGGAAUGCAAAGAGUGCAAGUUCAUCCAACUGCUUUUGUUGAUCCUGCCGACCCUUCUGCUAAUACCAAGUUCUUAGCGGCUGAGGCCCUACGUGGACGAGGAGCUCUUUUGAUCAACUCCAAAGGUAAACGAUUCGCUAAUGAGCUAGGCAGACGAGACUACCUCACUCAACAUAUCUUGAAGGAAUGUCAAGUUAUUGAUCAAGAUUUCCAAGGAGGAUCAGCUAAUCGCUCUGCUGCUAUAAUGCUUCUCAAUGAUGCUGCGGCUGACAACUUCGGAAGACCAGCUUUCAACUUCUAUUACAAUAUCAAGAAAUUCUUUGUGAAAUAUGAGAAUGUUGCUGCUCUCGCAGAUGCAUUGAAGAUAAAAGUGGAAACCAUCAAGGACACCUUCACUACUUACAAUAGCUUCGUGACCGAAGGAUCCAAUAAGAAAAAAGAUGCUUUUGAAAAGAAAGUCUUCCCAAUUGCUUUCAAUGAGAACGAGUCUCUCUAUGCUGCUAUUAUAACUCCCGCUCUCCAUUACACCAUGGGCGGUUUGAAAAUUGACAAGCAGGCCCAAGUUCAUAAUGAAUUCAUGGCGAAACCAUUCAAGGGAUUGUAUGCUGCUGGUGAAGUAGCAGGAGGAGUUCAUGGUUCGAACAGAAUAGCCGGAAAUUCCUUAUUGGAAUGUGUUGUGUUCGGCAGAAUCGCUGGAAGAAACGCAGCUAGGGUCAAUUAUGGGCAUGAGGAGUUAUAA